UUUCUUAUACUCUCUCCCUCACAAAAUUCACAUGUCAAAUUCUCAACAUGAAAUCUCUUCUCCUCCAAUCCCUAAUCCUCCUCCUCCUCACCUCCGCCGGAGCUCAGCCGCCGCCGGAAGCCAGCAUUGGCAGCCACUGCAAUGACGCGAGGUCGUCGGCGAUCAUGUUCGGCGCGCUCUUCUCAUUGGUCUUCUUCAUGGGGCUCUUCUCGAUCUACAUCCGCCACAGCAGCGCCGCCCCCUCCGCCGCCCCCUCAAUAGGCGCCCGCCGCCUCGCCGCGGCGGAGCGCGGCCUCGACGCGGCGGUGGUCGGAGCGUUCCCGACGUUCACCUACGCGGAGGUGAAGGAGCACAAGAUCGGGAAGUGCGCGCUCGGGUGCGCCGUGUGCCUCAGCGAAUUCGAGGACGACGAAACGCUGCGUUUGAUCCCGAAAUGCGACCACGUCUUCCACCCUGACUGCGUCGACACAUGGUUCGAGUCGCACGUCACCUGCCCGGUCUGCCGGGCCAAUCUCGACGAGCCGGUUCAGUUAUCUCAACCGGCGCCCAAGGAUGGGACUAGCAUUGCGGACAGGACUAAUUCGAGAACCGGAGAAAUCGCGGUUCAAAUAGGAGAGGAUGGCGCGAACCAGACCCGGUUCUUUGAUUUACCGACCGGGUCCGAUAGGUGGUGGUCGGUCCGAACCGCGAGAGUGGUCGGUUUGGAUAAGUUUAGGUCGCACUCGACCGGUCACUCGCUGGUCCAACCGGUGGAAAAUCUUGACCGGUUCACAUUAAGGCUGCCCAACUCGGUUAGGAAGGAGAUGAUGGACCGGACCGGUUGGACCAGCGCGGCUACUACAUUGAGCGGGGAAUGGAGCGGCCGGUGGAGUUUCUUCUCAAGAGGCGAAAGGGUUGUCGGCGAAAGUGGGAAAGUAGUGGGCCGCCGCUGAGGGUGCCUUCGUACGCGUCUUUGAAGCCGAAGACGGACGACAAAACCGGUUUAAUGUCGGAAAACCGGAGUAAGUCUUCGGUUUAAUAUGCUGACUUUGAGCAGAGUAGAUCGCUAAGCGUGAGCUUAAUAAUGUCAGCCACCAAAUAUUUUUGAAUUCUUUCGUUAAUCUAUUUUGUGUUUGAAUU
Salvia hispanica is the source of this 1119-nucleotide messenger RNA. The record is from RefSeq and is a predicted model, not a curated record. NCBI's taxonomy places the organism in Eukaryota, Viridiplantae, Streptophyta, Magnoliopsida, Lamiales, Lamiaceae.